Dendronephthya gigantea is the source of this 2484-nucleotide messenger RNA. Its product is annotated as TNF receptor-associated factor 3-like. The record is from RefSeq and is a predicted model, not a curated record. Gene Ontology annotation, cellular component: plasma membrane signaling receptor complex; cytoplasmic side of plasma membrane. Lineage: Eukaryota; Metazoa; Cnidaria; Anthozoa; Malacalcyonacea; Nephtheidae. Bases 62 to 1627 code for a protein of 521 amino acids. The transcript is spliced from 8 exons. Gene Ontology annotation, biological process: protein K63-linked ubiquitination; tumor necrosis factor-mediated signaling pathway; regulation of apoptotic process. Gene Ontology annotation, molecular function: tumor necrosis factor receptor binding; zinc ion binding; ubiquitin protein ligase binding.
AAGUGAGUAUACUUGUAUAUCUUUUCGAAAACAAGCUUUAUAAAACUGAAUCAUUUCCAAAAUGCCAGGAACAAAAAUUACAGAUGAAGAUCGAAAGACGAUUGGUCGAAAAUUUAUUUGUACGAGCUGUAAUUUACUACUCUCCGCUCCGAUGCAAACUCAUUGUGGUCACUUGAUGUGUUCUUCGUGUGUUGACACAAUGCUCGAGAGUUCAGACCCAAGAUGUCCUGAUGAUGGUUCAGAACUAAAAAAGGAACAGGUAUUCCCUGAUACGUUCACUAGACGUGAACUACGAGCAUUGUCGUUACAUUGUUCCAACGAAGGCUGUCUUUGGUACGGCACAUAUGAUGAUUUAGAGGCUCAUUCCCAGGUGUGUGAUCAUGCCCAGAUAAACUGUGUUCAUUCCCAAUGCAAGAUCAAGUUCAAACGCUCUCAUUUGGGUAAACAUUUGAAAAGCGAAUGUGACUAUCGCAGUGUGAAAUGUAAAUAUUGCCACAAAGACAUACCAUUUGCUUCUCUUAAGGAUCAUGUUGGUACAAGCUGUGAAAGUGCACCUGUGACUUGCAAGUUCUGUGAGCAAAACGUUUUGAGAAGAGACCUCGAAAGACACGAGCAAGUUGUGUGUGAAGAGAUUCCUGGGGAAUGCGAAUUCCAGGCCGUCGGUUGUAAUCACGACAAGACUUUAAAACGAAGGAAACUACGCCAACAUAUGAAUGAUGGUUUGAUUGAUCAUGUCCGUCUGUUGCUUCAGUUUUCUCUUAACUGGGUAUCUCAAUUGGGGAGCUACAUCCCACGACCAGAGUUCGCCGGAAUCAUUAAAAAAAUGCGCGAUGAUAUUACCGAAGUUCGCUCAGGCUUAGCCGAAAAAUUCGUCAUGUUGGUCGGGAAAUUAACUGGGUUGGAGAGACGGAUUGAAGGUUUGGAAUCCAAUGGUGGCGGCAAUGCGAGAAUGGGUGAAGAAAUCCGUAAACUGUUGGCGAAAGAUCAAAACCUUACCACUGACAUCAAUAGUUUACGGGAACGAGUUCAAAGUUUGGAGCGAGAAUUGAGAGAGAAAGAUUCACAACUUGAAAGAGUGCGAAACCGAACGGAUCAAAUUGAUGAAUCUCUUGCUCUUAAUACAGUGAAAAUUACCGAUUUGGAGUCCCAAAGAGGACCGCGGGCUCAGCAACAGAUCCAUAGCUACAAUGGUACUCUGCUUUGGAAGAUUGAAGGCUACCAGAGGAAACGACAAGAUGCUAUCAAUGGAGUGAAGACAACCUUGUAUAGUCCACAUUUCUACAGCGCUCAGUAUGGGUAUAAAAUGUGUGCAAAGAUUUACAUGAACGGAGAUGGAUUUGGAAAAGGAUCGCAUUUAUCGCUGUUUUUUGUUGUGAUGAAAGGUGACUAUGACUCCCUUCAAACUUGGCCAUUUCAGAAGAAGAUUACCAUGAUGCUCUUAGAUCAAGGUAACGGUGAUCACAUGGUCGACGCUUUCCAUUCUGAUCCUCAAAGUUCGUCUUUUCAACGCCCAAAGUCUGAUAUGAAUAUCGCCUCUGGUUCUCCACUAUUUAUGCCGAUUGAUAGUUUAAACAAUCGUCAGUACAUCAAAGAUGACGUAUUGUUCAUCAAGAUUAUUGUGGAUUAAGCAGUGUGGGGAUGUUGUCAUCCCACUGAAAAGGAGUUAAAAAGAAAAGUGGUGACAUUUUGGAAUUUUUUUCACGAGGAAAAGCGGUGACAUUUUGACAUUUUUUUCACGAGGUGUAAAAUUAAGUCAUUGGGAAACUUUGUUUUGAGAUAUCGACUUCGAGAAUGCAGGGGUAGAUAUCACGGUGUGGCUUUAAAAUUCUGUCUUCUAGUAAUUAUGAGUUCAUGGUUCUUUCCUCCACUGUUUCCUGUGUGAUUUUCAUUAGAAUUUGACGUCUGGCUAUAUUCGCAUAUUUUUCUUUUGCAUUCUUGUUCUAGAGAUGGCCCAAGCCAACUCUCAAUUCUAUUGGCCUAAUAUCCUACCUGAUGUUUACUCGUGCUCCUUGUUUCUUUUUAUUUCUGAAGACUUUCUUCACCUGUUCCUUUUUCUCGGAGGUGACUGUAAAAAUAUCAAAGUUGUUGAAAGUUGUUUAUCAAUGGGUGAGGUUGUUAUUUAUGUAAUUCCCACUUAACAUGGUGAAAAGAAAACCUCGUAACGUUGGUAUGAUUUUCAUUAAUGGAUACAUGUUGACUUGUUGGAAAUACAAAGAGUUUACAAUAUUGAUUUGAAGUCCCAGAACUUUGUAUUUCCCUAUUCAUUUUGAUGUUAUUUUCAGUUUAGUUUAUGGUAGUAGUGUGCACAGAAAGAGAUUAAAAUAUCCGGAACAUAAAAAAACUGGAAUCUGGAUUUAGAAUAGUGCAUAUUUAUUAUCAUACAAUACAACAUAUCAUUGAUAUUCAUAUUAAUGUUAAUUAGCAAUAUUGUAUUGUUGGUGUUAAUAAAAGUUAUAAAAAUUUUGUCUGCAGUGGAAAAGGUCU